AUGGCCAAAUCUUUGGGUGAAAAAAAGGUUAGUAACCUUGUACCGGAGGAUCUUGCAUUAUUAGUUCUAUCAAAACUUCCAAUCAAAUCUUUGAAGCGUUCUGGAUGCGUUAAGAAAUCAUGGUCUCUCUUAUUUGAAAACCCUUCUUUCAUGACCAUGUUCCGCAAUAAUUUCAUAUCUAUUCCUCACUCUUACUAUGAUGAUACAACAAUCAUCCUGCAAGAGGUUGUCCACAGACCUCUUCAAACUCCUCGUGUUAAAUUCUAUUUCCAUUCACUAUCUAGUAAGAGGUUUGAGAAUAGACUCAAAUUCCACUUGCCAAAUCCAUUUCAAGAGGAGGACCCUAACCUUUAUAUUGUAGAGUCUGGUGCUGCCAAUGGAACUCUUUGCCUCCACAGAGGAUUCGAUGAACUUGUAUUGUGGAAUCCAAGUACCGAUGAAUUGAAUGUCGUUCCUUCUGGUUCUAUGGUGUCUAUGCCACCUUACCGAGAAUCUUUCAUUAAACUUCAUGGAUUUGGUUAUGACCAUGCUAGAGAUGACUAUAAGAUUAUCAGGUAUUUUUUUCCACUAGAUGACCAUGAUCUUUUACAUCUCAACCUGUCGGAGGAAGAUGUUCAACGGGAUGAAAUAUCUUAUGCAAGUGUAUGGGAGAUUUAUAGUCUAAGAUGUAACACUUGGAAAGAACUUCAUGUCGAUAUGCCCUCACAUUGUUAUUCAGGUUUACUGUACACAAAUGGAAUAUGUCAUUGGUUGUCUAAAAGUAAUGCUGAAUAUUACUUGGUGUCAUUUGACUUGAGCAAUCAUGUGUUUUUUACAACAUUCGCGCCCUUAGCAACACCAAGAUACAUAGAUCCCAAUCUUGAUUUUAAGGAUUUGAGGACACGAUUGGUGAUGUUAAAUGGUUCCAUUGCUUUGAUCUCUUGGUAUGGAGACACGACCACCUUUCACAUAUCAGUUUUAGGUGAACUUGGUGUGAGUGAAUCAUGGACUAAACUCUUCAUUAUUGGACCUUUAUCCGACCUUUUUAUGUAUCCUAUUGGAGCAGGGAGUAAUGGUGAUAUAUUCUUCAAAGCAGGAGAUGGAAAACUAGUCUUUGAUUUAAGAACACAGAUGAUUGAGGAACUUGACGGUGUUGAAGAAACAUAUUCAAGAAUUAUAUUCUAUAAGAAAAAUGGAGGAAUAAAUCAUUAG
Messenger RNA from Medicago truncatula (barrel medic), 1191 nucleotides. RefSeq names its product putative F-box protein At3g16210. The coding region runs from base 1 to 1191 and encodes 396 amino acids. The record is from RefSeq and is a predicted model, not a curated record. NCBI's taxonomy places the organism in Eukaryota, Viridiplantae, Streptophyta, Magnoliopsida, Fabales, Fabaceae. The transcript has a single exon. Gene Ontology annotation, molecular function: protein binding.